Molecule: messenger RNA, 774 nt
Organism: Aspergillus melleus
Lineage: Eukaryota; Fungi; Ascomycota; Eurotiomycetes; Eurotiales; Aspergillaceae
Gene: SPC3
Product: signal peptidase complex subunit SPC3
Exons: 3
Coding region: 1-774 (257 amino acids)
Biological process (GO): protein targeting to ER
Cellular component (GO): membrane; signal peptidase complex
Source: RefSeq, a predicted model, not a curated record
AUGCAUUCCUCCCUGAACCGCGCGCAGGCCGUCUUCGGCUUCUUCACCUCCGUCGCGUUGUUCGUCGCCGGUGUCGCCGCCCUCUCCGUGCUGUUGUAUCCGGCCGACGACGCGAAAGCGCAGGUCGCUCUGAAGGAUGUGAAAGUAAUCAAAGGCCGUCCUAAUUACUACUCUCCCAAGAAGGAGGAAUACGCCCAGAUGCGAUUCGAUCUGGACGCUGACCUCUCCCCCCUCUUCAACUGGAACACAAAACAACUCUUCGUCUACGUCUACGCCUCCUACUCCUCCUCGAACCCCUCAACCAGCCACCUCCCCAACUCCGAGUCCAUCAUCUGGGACACGAUCAUCCCCGCCCCUGAAUCCCCCUACUCGUUCUCCGCCCUGCAAGCCCGUUUCUUCCCCUCCUCGAGCUCGCGCACCACGAACCAGAAGCGCACCGGCAACAAGAGCAAAUCCUCCACCAAGACCAAACCCCCGGGCCAUAUCCGUCUCCGUGAUCAGCGCUCCAAGUACCAGAUCGGAGAUAUCACGGGCCGGAUGGCGGAGAGGGGCAACGUGACGUUGAACGUGGGGUGGAAUGUGCAGCCUUGGGUGGGCGCGUUGUGGUGGAGUCCGAGAUCCGGGGCGGUGCCGAGGACAGAAGGGGAUGCUGGGAUCAGCAAGGCGUUUGAUUUGCCGGCGUUGAAGAAGAAGGCGACGGCUGGUGCGGCGGGUGGUGCGUCUGGUGCUGGGGCUGGGACUGCUGGUGCUGGGAAGAAGGCGGCGUCUGUUUAG